AAAUGUUGCGGCGGUGAAGUCGAAACCUGAGUCGAAACGACGCGGCCGGCGAGUUUCUCCUCUGGGUUCGCUUAGAGGUUCGCUCCUUUUCAGCGAUUCCAAUCACAUGAGCGGUGCAGCGCCUUACACGCCGCGAGUAGGACAAAACGAUAUCCAAUAGCAGAGGUGCAUCACCGCCAACCACUUGUCGCCCAGAACUCAAAAGCGCUUCAACUACCGUACCUUGCAUUCCCACCUCACGAUGUCCCAUCACCCAACCCCCGACCUAGGCCAUUUACGAGCAUCCGAUUACAAUAACGUCUACGAGCCAGCCGAGGACACGUUUCUCUUUCUGGACGCACUGCAAAAGGAUGUGGAGUUCAUAAGGGCUCUGAGGCCGUCGAUAUGUUUGGAGAUUGGAUCUGGAUCAGGAUGCGUUACCACUUUCCUAGGAACGCUGCUGGGGGAGCAGAGCAAAGCGUUAUACCUCACGACGGAUAUCAACCCACACGCCAUAUCCGCCACAGUCGCCACAGGCCUCCGCAACGGCGUCACUAUAGAUGCGCUCCAAUCCGACCUCAUCCCGCCCUUUACCAGGCCCCGCUCCAUCGACGUCCUUCUAUUCAACCCACCCUACGUCGUCACACCACCCGAGGAGGUCUGGCGAGGGUACGAGCCGCAACGCCCCAAUACAAAGCCGCCAUCUACCUUUUUAGGAAGCGAAUUCGGCAACGGCUCAAACGGGAUCGAGGCCUCCUGGGCCGGCGGGAUCGACGGGCGCGAGGUGAUAGACAGGCUCCUACCACAGAUCCAGGACGCGUUAUCGGCGCGAGGAGUGUUUUUCAUGGUCGUGAUUAACGAGAACAAGCCGGAGGAGAUCAGGAGUUGGAUGGGAAGUGAGGAGAUGGGAAUGUUUAGCAGCGAGGUGGUGCUGAGUCGGAAGGCGGGGAGGGAGGGGUUGAGUAUUUUGAAGUUUUGGAGGACGUAGAAUAUGGAUGUGGUAGAUAUAGACAAGGCGAACGGCAGCGAAGUACG
This is a messenger RNA of Fimicolochytrium jonesii, 1014 nucleotides long. RefSeq names its product S-adenosyl-L-methionine-dependent methyltransferase. The record is from RefSeq and is a predicted model, not a curated record. The transcript is spliced from 3 exons. The coding region runs from base 242 to 967 and encodes 241 amino acids. NCBI's taxonomy places the organism in Eukaryota, Fungi, Chytridiomycota, Chytridiomycetes, Spizellomycetales, Powellomycetaceae. Gene Ontology annotation, molecular function: protein methyltransferase activity; S-adenosylmethionine-dependent methyltransferase activity. Gene Ontology annotation, cellular component: eRF1 methyltransferase complex.